This is a messenger RNA of Cyprinus carpio (common carp), 1996 nucleotides long. RefSeq names its product E3 ubiquitin-protein ligase TRIM16-like. Gene Ontology annotation, molecular function: zinc ion binding; protein binding. The record is from RefSeq and is a predicted model, not a curated record. NCBI's taxonomy places the organism in Eukaryota, Metazoa, Chordata, Actinopteri, Cypriniformes, Cyprinidae.
UUCAGUUUAGAGAAAUCGAAACUAAACUUAAACUGUUGGAUGUCUCUCUGUCUGUGAGUGCACGUAGUACAAUGGCAGGAACGAGUAUUUCAGUGGCUCAGUUAAAUUGUUCAAUCUGUCUGAAUCUACCGACGGAUCCAGUGGCCCUCACCUGUGGACACAGUUACUGUGUGCGCUGCAUUACAGGCUGCUGGGAUCAGGAUGAUCAGAAGGGAGUCUACAGCUGUCCUCAGUGCAGACAGAUCUUCACUCCAAGACCUGUUUUAGGUAAAAACACCAUGCUGGUUAAAGUGGAGGAUAAUCCGAGGAAGAGAAAAAUACAAGCUGCUCAACUUGAUCACUGUUAUGGUGAACUUGGAGAUGUGGAGUGUGAUGUCUGUACUGGGGAGAAAAAUAAAGCCAUCAAGUCCUGUCUGGUAUGUCUGAACUCUUAUUGUCAAAACCAUUUUGAAUGUCAUGAAGAACUUCACCCAGGAAAGCGUCAUAAAGUCACUGAUGUUGCUGGACAACUGCAGAAGAUGAUCUGCACUAAACAUGAUAAGCUGAAGGAAAUUUUCUGUCGUGCUGAUCAGUGCUGUAUAUGUUAUCUGUGUAUGUUGGAUGAACACAAAAACCACGACACUGUCUCAGCUGGAGCAGAGAGGACUGAGAAACAGACACAGUUGGGUGAGAUACAAAGAAAAUUCCAGAAGAGAAUCCAGGAGAGAAAGAAGGAGCUUGAGGAGCUGAGAGAGACUGUAGAUACUUACAAGCGCUCUGCACAGACAGCAGUGGAGGACAGUGAGAGGAUCUUUACUGAGCUGAUCCGCUCCAUUGAGAGAAGGCGCUCUGAGGUGACACGGCUGAUCAGAGAUCAGGAAAAGACUGAAGUGAGUCGAGCUGAAGAACAACUGAAGCGACUGGAGCAGGAGUUGAAGAGCCUUAGGAGGAGAGACAUUGAGCUGGAGCAGCUUUCACACACUGACAAUCACAUCCAUUUCCUCCAGAGUUUCCAGUCUCUCUCUGUUUCUCCUGGAUCUACAGACUCACCAAGCAUCAUUUUCAGUUCUCGCCUUUCUUUUGAUGAUGUUGGUAAAUCUGUGUCUGAUCUAAGAGAAAAACUUGAACAUUUCUGCAGAGAGGAGAUGGAAAAGAUUCAUAGUAAAGCAAAAUAUAUUGAGAUCAUUCCCACCCCUGAACUCAAGACAAGGGACGAGUUUCUACAGUAUUUCUUCCAGUUCACAGUGGAUUCAAACACAGUUCAUAAAAACCUCCAUCUGUCUAAAGGGGACAGAGUAAUUACUUACACUGACACAGACCAACCGUAUCCUGAUCAUCCUGACAGAUUUGAUACUCUGCAGCAAGUGUUGUGUAGAGAGAGUGUGUGUGGACGCUCUUACUGGGAGGUGGAGUGGAGUGGUCGGGUGGAAAUAACAGUGUCAUAUAAGAGCAUCAGCAGGAAGGGACAUGAUGAUGAUGAUGAUGAUGAUGAGGACAAAAAUGAAGACCAUGAAGAAGAUGAUACUAAUUAUGACACAUGUGAAUUUGGACGUAAUGAUCAGUCCUGGUGUUUGUUCUGCUCUGACUCCAGUUACUCAUUCUGGCAUCAUAACAAAGGGAUUAAACUCCCUGAGGUCUCCAGCUCCUCUAGAAUAGGAGUGUAUGUGGAUCACGGUGCAGGAACUCUGUCCUUCUACAGCGUCUCUGACACAAUGACCCUCAUUCACAGAGUCCACACAACAUUCACUCAGCCUCUCUAUCCUGGGUUUGAGAUUUUUGAUGACUCAAUUUUGAAACUGUGUGAGAUAUCAAAAUAUUAAUACAUACAGUAAACUGUGAAAAUAAUCAAUAACAAGCUUUAAUCAAUACUAUAGCUGAAAUGUAUGAAAAACAAGUUCAUUACAUACUAUCGGAGCUGAAAUGUUUCAUCAGAUUGAUUUAUAACAGUUAUAAUAAAAAAUAGGGCCUAUUUUCAUUUGUGUUACAGAAACCUGUGAAAUAAAAUGUUUUCAGACAA